Messenger RNA from Anas platyrhynchos (mallard), 956 nucleotides. Lineage: Eukaryota; Metazoa; Chordata; Aves; Anseriformes; Anatidae. The record is from RefSeq and is a predicted model, not a curated record.
UCUUGCUAAUUGUGGAUGUGCCGUAAGGACAAGCGUUGGGCAAUCGUUCCAAAGGUCUGUUAUCCCUUCCUGUCAUUUGCACAGAGCACACGGGGAGAAGAGGAUGGCAAAGAGAGGGUGGAGGAUCCUUUUGGCCUGAAGCUGUCUGAGGACUCCCCGACAUCAGAGCUGUUGUACCUUGUGCCACUGCAUUCGGACAUGAAGAUCAUUUACCUUUUCUUUGCUGUGCUCCUCCUAGUGCUCCAAAGCUCUUUAGGUUUUAUGCGAGCACCUAACAACGCCGUGCAAUGCAAGCAGGCUGGGGGUACCUGUUCCACAGACCACUGCCCCCCACCCAAUACAAGAGCCUUUGGACGGUGCAAGCAGGGGAUCCCUUGCUGUCGGACUGUGUAUGACUAGUGUUUUCCAGUAUCUUAGACCAGCUAAGCAGAUCUUCUGGCAAUGAGAGAUAUCAUCCCUUUAGAAAAUCUGGAAUUUGGGGCUGAAAAUAUGGUUUUCACACACACACACACACAUAUGCAAACACACACAAACCCCAAAACACAAACAACAGAAGAAUGACAACAAACACCUCAGCAAACAAACUGAAUGGCUUGAAAAGACUCUGAAAGUGAUCAUUGGACUGCCCAGAAAAGACUCUUUUGCUUUUUUUUUUUUUUCUAAAAUAAAAUAGUUUCUUAACAAAACUGCACUGCAUCCCAAAGUGCAGAUUAUCGGCAUGCAGAAGUCUGUCCCCAUGAGAGGACACAGAACAGGUUCUUGCCUUGGCAUCCAGAACAGAUGCUCGUGUUUUUUCUUUUAUAUUUAAUAGUAAUAAUGGGAUUGGCACUGAAAGAUAAAGUCUCCAGGAGAGACUGAAUGCACAGCUGAGGUUUUCAAAUUUCAUGGUCUACAUAUCUCUACAAAUUUUAAUAAACUUGCUCCAGAAGACUUGCAUCUGGUCCUUAUACCUGCAA